CAAUACGGAGUGAGGCGGUGAUGGUGGUUGCGGUAGUGGUGGUGGUGGUGACUGGCGGGUUGUUUACAUGAUGGCGGCGGGCCGUGUUUCGUGUGGCCUCGAGUACCCCAUCGUGCACGAGCUCAGUCAUGCCUUGCAGGAGUCCUCCAAAUCAGGAUAUGACUUCAUUUCCGUUCCCCUUGCCCACCCUCGCUUCACACGGGAGCAUGUGGAAGGCAAGGCCAAAGCAAGGCAAGGAGCCUUCACACGGUCAGACCUUCUCCUCAGCAGCUCAGAAUGGAAUAGUCUGAUUGUUGGCAAGCUAACAAUGGCGUCCAUCCUGAAUCUAGAGUCUUCUGUCAGCAGCCUCCGUAUGAACAGUGAAGAAACUCUCAAUCAGGAACUGACUUUUGCAGCACACUUGGGUUUGCCAGCCAUCACUUUCUCCCUCACAUCAGACAGAUGUACUAACAUAGCCAGAAUAUUUCACAAUAAGGUUGUCCAAGGGGUUUGUUAUCAGGUGUGGGUGAGGGUUCCCAUGCAGGCACCAGAGGAGGCAGCAUCUCAGUACCGUUCAGACAGGAAGCAGAGUGGAGAUGGAUUUGAAAUAGACACUUGGAGCUGGUGGAACAAGUUCCACAGUGUAGCCAAUAUUCAGAAAAAGAUUGGCUUGACAUUAGAGGUUUCUGCCGACCUUCCAGAACAGUGUGUCAUUGACAGGUGGUUAGGGGAGCCAGUGAGGAGUGCUGUGCUGCCCACAUCCAUCUGGCUCAGCAACAAGAAAGGCUUCCCAGUGUUGUCCAGAGCUCAUCAGCAGCUAGUCAAGUCAUUGGUGAAGCUCCAUGCACAGUUCAUCAUCACAGGCCCUCUCAGACACCAACACUACAAAUUUUAUCAGCAAUACCUUGACUACAUUACUAGGACACAGGUAGAAGCCGAUCCGUUGACAGAUUUUGCUCGAGGAUAUGAGGAUUACCUGCAGUGUCCUCUACAGCCUUUAAUGGACAAUUUAGAGUCUCAGACAUAUGAAGUAUUUGAGAAAGAUCCUGUCAAAUAUCGAGAGUAUGAACGAGCAAUGUACUUAGCCAUCUCUGACAGGGUUCCUGAGGAGGAGAAAGAUACCAAACAAAUAGUACUAAUGGUGGUAGGUGCUGGCCGUGGACCCUUGGUUAGGCGAGCACUGGCAGCGGCCCGGGCAGCUCGUAGGAUGAUCAAGGUGUAUGCUGUAGAGAAGAACCCCAAUGCUGUUGUAACACUUCAGGCCCAGCAAGAUGAGGACUGGGGGGACCAGGUAACGGUUGUGUCGUGUGACAUGAGGGAGUGGGAUGCACCGGAGAAGGCUGACAUUAUCGUGUCUGAGUUAUUAGGCUCAUUUGGUGACAAUGAACUCUCACCAGAAUGUCUGGAUGGUGCACAAAAAUUUCUCAAAGAGGACGGCAUCAGCAUUCCCAGCAGUUACACGUCCUACCUCAGUCCCCUUCAGUCUCCCAAGUUGUACAACGAGAUCAGAAAUUGCCGGGAGAAGGACAAGCACUUCCUAGCUCACUUUGAGACUCCAUAUGUUGUUUAUCUUCACAAUAAGAAGGAACUGGCACCAUCACAGCCUCUCUUUACUUUUAGUCAUCCAAAUAAAGCCAAAGUGAUCGACAAUACCCGGUACAAGUCACUGCAGUUCCAGAUCACAGAAGAUAAUGUUGUUCAUGGCUUUGGAGGUUACUUUGAGGCCUUCUUAUAUAAGGAUAUUAUGUUGAGCAUCAAACCUGAGACACAUUCACAGGGCAUGUUCUCUUGGUUCCCUAUACUCUUUCCUCUCAGGGAACCAGUGGGAGUGCAUCAGGGGGACAUCAUGGAGGUGCACUUCUGGCGUUGCACGAACAGGAAGAACGUGUGGUAUGAGUGGUGCAUCACUGCUCCUCAGAUCAUCUCUAUCCACAACCCGAAUGGCCGUGCCUACACCAUUGGGCUAUAACAGCUCAUGUAUUAGGAAUUUAUUUUCAACAUUCAUCUGAUGUUACUCUAUGGAAUUUGAAGUGUGAUAAUAGCUGCUUAUUGCACAUGUAGCUUUAAAAUCUCUAAAUUUUUAACAACUGCAAAAUUGCCAUUGAAGUAUAUCAAUUCAAACACUGAAAAGACCCAAAUACCACCAUCUUUUCCAACAAGCUUUUCUAAAUACUCAUGUUCAUGUAUAGGAAUGCCUACUGUGUUGUGGGUGAGUAAAGCCUCUUGUCAAUGCAGCAAGUCUGGUACAGUGAGGCUGCAUGGUGCCAUCCAGCAACAGUAUUUCACAGAUGGUUUAGUCAGUGUUACUAUCCACAGUUUUUCCUUCAGGUUGUAUUCUUUUUUGUAUUCUCAGAACUGCAUUUAAGAUUUGUUUAUUUGUUUGUUUGUUUUUUACCAUGUUACAUAAUACAGUGGAACCUAGCCAUUUGUCUACUUCGCUUAUCGUACAACUGAUUAUUUGCCCAACUUGUUCACAUAAAAUUCAUCUUAUCAUUUGUAUGCCUAUCCUGUAAUUCGGACAGCACCGCCUUGUUACUGGGUACUUUACCAAAACAUAUUUUGGGUAUUUUUACUUUUUAUAAGUAUAUUACAUGUAAUUGCUAAAUUUUCAUUGAAGCAUAAUGACAAUUUAAAAAAAACAAUUAUCUUUUUUAGUGUUUUGUAUUUCUAUAUUUAGAGGUUAGUAAAUGAAUGUUGUGUUUGUGUGAUAGAAAGCCGUCUCUUUGUGUUCUCUGCAAACUGUUAGUAUUGGUGAAUGAAGCUGUAGCAGCACUCCUAGGCCUGGUUCACACUAGCCCAUCACUGUCAAUGCCAUUGCCAUCUGUGACGUCACAGACAUGAUGGCCAUCAGCUUCAGAAGAGGUGAAACUCCAUCACAGGGCAAUGGUGUCACAUCAGCCCAUCACCCACACAUAGGCUACACCAAAAUGAGAUGGAAAAAAAGAAGAACUCUGCUAUUUUGUUAUUAUUGAGUAAUUCUGAAGACGAAGUUGCCCAGCCGUAUUUUUUAAAAUUUAUUAUGAUAUCUUACUCCUUUCUCAGUAGAAAUUGUAAUAUUUCAUGUUUUCAUGAUAUCAAGGAUAUCCAACACCAUUGAUAAUAUGACAACACCAUUGCUGUUUCUCUAUCAAAGUUGAAUUUAUUUAAUCUCCAACAGCAAGACAGCCAUUAUUAUGAGUCUUGAUUCAUAUCUAGCUCACCGUUUGUGAUGUCAGAGGCAGCAACGGCAGUCUGUGAGAACCCAGCUUUAUUAGUGAAUGAAGCUGCUGCAGCACUUUUCAGUGAGGGAAGCUAUUGCGGCAUGCGAAGCUGCUGCAGUACACUUUGUGGAUUAUGAAGCUGCAGCUCCUCACUGUGUAUUUGGCUUUCCAAUAUUUUUCUUUUCUUUUCUUUUGUUUUAAAUUUUUUCAGCAUUCAAUGUGCUCCUAACCUCUGGUAUUAAAAUUAUACAUAUAAUUUGAUAUACUCUAUUAAUUUUUUUUCAACAUUUAACGUGUAGGAAGUAUCAGUUUGUCUAUUAAAGGGGUUUCCAUAUUGUUAUUUAGGUAAUUUAUGUUUGAUAUGGGUAAUAAUAAUAAAUCUAAGUAACUUUGCAUUGGUAUCAGGAAAAUUAUUUAAUCUCAUUGGUUGAAUAGACCAAAAUGUGAUGGAAAGUGAUCUUAUACCAUUUGAAGACUGGGUAUCAGGUUAACCAGUCACAGUGUUUACAAUGAAAGCAAUAUUUGUUAUAUGAAUUUAUCCAAUCCUUUUCUGCACAUCUAAGGAGGUGUCUUAUUUUCACAAAUAAAGAAACUAAAGGCCUUAUUUUUUAAACAUUACUGACAACCUUUGCUUCUCUUUGAAAUUGAGAAGCUUCUUUCCUCCUAAUGUACAAAAAAUAUAUUUUAAGACAAUAAAACUAUAAUUACA
This is a messenger RNA of Portunus trituberculatus (swimming crab), 3888 nucleotides long. It is a transcript of the gene csul, whose product is annotated as protein arginine N-methyltransferase 5-like. Gene Ontology annotation, cellular component: cytosol; nucleus. The record is from RefSeq and is a predicted model, not a curated record. The transcript has 12 exons. Gene Ontology annotation, biological process: peptidyl-arginine N-methylation; regulation of DNA-templated transcription. Lineage: Eukaryota; Metazoa; Arthropoda; Malacostraca; Decapoda; Portunidae. The coding region runs from base 68 to 1948 and encodes 626 amino acids.